Messenger RNA from Pipistrellus kuhlii (Kuhl's pipistrelle), 1884 nucleotides. RefSeq names its product homer scaffold protein 2 (gene HOMER2). Gene Ontology annotation, biological process: G protein-coupled glutamate receptor signaling pathway; regulation of store-operated calcium entry. Gene Ontology annotation, molecular function: G protein-coupled glutamate receptor binding. Lineage: Eukaryota; Metazoa; Chordata; Mammalia; Chiroptera; Vespertilionidae. The record is from RefSeq and is a predicted model, not a curated record. Gene Ontology annotation, cellular component: cytoplasm; postsynaptic density; dendrite.
GCCCGCCCGCCCGGCGGUGGCGGCAGAAGCAGCGCAGCCCGCGGGAUGGAGCGGCGGCGCCGGGGCUGAGCCGGGCGCGCACGGGCUCCCGCAUGUGCUGCGCAGGGAGCAGCUGCCAGGCGGGCGGACAGCGAGUGCCAGAGGCCCCGACGGAGCAGCCGCGGGAGCGAGCGCCGGAGAUGGGAGAACAGCCCAUAUUCACCACACGGGCGCACGUCUUCCAGAUCGACCCCACCACCAAGAAGAACUGGGUGCCUGCGAGCAAGCAGGCCGUCACCGUGUCCUACUUCUACGAUGUCAUCAGGAACAGCUACCGGAUCAUCAGCGUGGAUGGAGCCAAGGUGAUCAUCAACAGCACAAUCACACCCAACAUGACCUUCACCAAAACGUCGCAGAAGUUCGGGCAGUGGGCCGACAGCAGAGCCAACACGGUGUUUGGUUUGGGGUUUUCGUCGGAGCUGCAGCUGACGAAGUUCGCAGAGAAAUUCCAGGAGGUGAAAGAAGCUGCCAGGCUUGCCAGAGACAAGUCGCAGGAGAAAAUCGAGACGUCCAGUAACCAUUCCCAGGCCUCCAGUGUCAACGGGACCGACGACGAAAAGGCAUCGCACGCCGGCCCCGUGGAAACCCACCUCAAGUCCGAGAACAACAAGCUGAAGAUCGCGCUGACGCAGAGCGCCGCCAACGUGAAGAAAUGGGAGAUCGAGCUGCAGACCCUGCGGGAGAGCAACGCGCGGCUGACCACGGCGCUGCAGGAGUCCGCCACCAGCGUGGAGCAGUGGAAGCGGCAGUUCUCCAUCUGCCGGGACGAGAACGACCGGCUGCGGCACAAGAUUGACGAGCUGGAAGAGCAGUGCAGCGAGAUCAACAGAGAGAAGGAGAAGAACAUCCAGCUGAAGCGGAGGAUCGAGGAUCUGGAAUCCGAGCUCCGAGAGAAGGACUCGGAGUUGAAAGAUCUCCGGAAACAGAGCGAAAUCAUACCUCAGCUCAUGUCGGAGUGUGAAUACGUCUCUGAGAAGCUAGAGGCAGCCGAGAAAGACAAUCAGAACCUGGAGGACAAAGUGCGCUCCCUGAAGAUGGACAUUGAGGAGAGCAAGUACCGGCAGCGCCACCUAAAGGUGGAGCUGAAGAACUUCCUGGAGGUGCUGGACGGCAAGAUCGACGACCUGCACGACUUCCGCCGCGGCCUCUCCAAGCUGGGCACCGACAACUAGGGCUCCCGGCCCCCCGGCCCCCGGCCCGGGAGCCGCAGGUGUGUGUGUGCGCGCGGGCAGCCGGGGCCGCGGACAGGUCCGGCCGCCGGCGUCGCCUCUGUCCACGCGGGCGCAGCCGGGGCGCGGGUCCCAGGCCGCCGCCGAGCCCCCUCCUCCGCGCCCGCUGCCUCCGCCGCCUCCGGGAUCGCGGGCUCCUCUCGCUCCGCUCCUCCGGCCUUUUCGAGGCCGGGGCCACCCUGGAAGAUUCUGACUCAGGAAUCCAGACUAGGUCUACCUUAAACGUUUACGCAGUCAGGGCAGGGAUGUUUAUAUCUUUCUUAAGGGUUUGUGCAGCCCCAUGAGCUGAAAUGAGUUUUCUAAUCCAAAUGUGAGUACCCUUUACACCUCCUGUUUUGUUUUGUUUUGUUUUUUUUUUUGAACGGCAUUCGGGGUAUCGGGAUGUCCCCCAGGCGCCCGAGCGUGGCCGCGGUGGAGGUAAAAGCUCCCUCCCCAUAGCUCGGGGACCUUCUGCCCCCUCUGCCCCCUCAUCCCCGCCCCAGUUGUGAGGCUGCGACCACGCUCCUUUCCUUGGUUUGAUUCUCUGAGCAGAUGGCUGUGCCGUGGCGCGGCAGCACGCAGGGAGGGGCGCCUCGCACACAGUAGGUGCUUAAUAAACACUCGUUCGAUGAAACAC